This is a messenger RNA of Hevea brasiliensis (rubber tree), 1221 nucleotides long. Its product is annotated as PRA1 family protein H. Gene Ontology annotation, biological process: vesicle-mediated transport. The record is from RefSeq and is a predicted model, not a curated record. NCBI's taxonomy places the organism in Eukaryota, Viridiplantae, Streptophyta, Magnoliopsida, Malpighiales, Euphorbiaceae. The transcript has 4 exons. Gene Ontology annotation, cellular component: endoplasmic reticulum; Golgi apparatus. The coding region runs from base 92 to 760 and encodes 222 amino acids.
UAAGAAUAAAUCCUCAAAAGAAACUAACACGGAGUAGAGGCCAAAUCCAAGACCGGACUAGUCUAUCUAGGCUGCUCAUUUGCCUUCUACGAUGAAAUUCUCAUCCAACCCACUCGCUCUAAGCAUCCCGGACGCUGCCUUCGAGUCAUGGCUCCGCGACUCCGGCUACCUCGAAAUCCUCGACCACCACUCCUCCUCCACUACCACAACCACCACCACCACCACGGCCGCCGCCUCCUCUAACACUCCUACCACUGCCUCAAUAACUGGUGGCUUUUUUGUUUCUCUGUUUUCCCGUAUCCUUACUCUUCUCUCUCUCUUUACUCUGAAUCCACUCUCUAAGCUCACCACCGAUGAUUUCUCCGGUCAAACCCCCUGCUGGACCCGCGCUUUUUUCGGCGACUGCGGGUCCUACUCCUUCCCUUCCGGUAAUGACCAGGCCAGACUCCGGGUUCAUGAGAAUGUUAAGCGUUAUGCCAGAAACUACGCCUCUCUCUUUAUCCUCUUCUGUGCUUGUACUCUGUAUCAAAUGCCACUUGCUCUCAUAGGAUUGAUAUCAAGUUUGGCACUUUGGGAUAUUUUCAAGUUCUGCAGUGAUAGAUGGGGAUUGGAUCUAUACCCUGCAAUUAGGCAGGUUUUGGUUCGCACUGCUCAGUGUGCUACUGUAGUUAUUCUUGUUUGUUUAAAUGUUCAAAUGGCUCUCUUCUAUGCCCUUGGUGUCAGCUAUGCAGUUGAACGUUAUCUCUGUAUUCCUUUGUAGUUAUGAUUUUGCAUGCCUCUUUUCGGAAGCUGACUCCGGCAGAGCAACCUUCUAGGCGGAGAUAAAAUGGGAAGUUUUUGCAAAAUAGGCAAAGAGACUAUUGGUAAUUCGGCAUUAAUUUGGGGAAUUUUUUUAGCUGCAAGUGAUCAACAGGUUCUGUCCAUUCUGACAUCAAAGGUGUGUUAAUCUUGCAGAUGGCAGUGGCCACUGGCCAGUAAAGCUAGGUGCCUUCAGGUGGGAACAAUCUUUAUAGUUCCAAGCUCAAUUGUAGUGUGAAAUUACAAAUUUUUUACUUCUUUUUUUUUUUUUUUUUUUAAUCCUUUUAGUCUCAGUUGUGGGGGAAAACCUUGGAAACUUACAGUUGUACAUUAUUGUAAGAUAGCAUCGUAAGUGGGUACUGGGCAAAGUAUGUACUUAUGGAUUUCAUUAUUUCAAAAUUGUUCACUUUCAUUUUGAGACAA